AUGGUUGUCCUUCUGGAAGGUUCUCCCAUCUCCACAGAGGAACUCUGGAGCUCUACAGGUGUGUGGUCAGAGAAGCCACAACCUUCUGGCCUGCAGUCCUGUGAGCUGUCAGAGAAGCCACAACCUUCUGGCCUGCAGCCCUGUGUGCUGUCAGAGAACCCUCAACCUUCUGGCCUGCAGCCCUGUGUGCUGUCAGAGAAGCCUCAACCUUCUGGCCAGCAGUCCUGUGUGCUGUCAGAGAACCCACAACCUUCUGGCCUGCAGCCCUGUGUGCUGUCAGAGAAGCCUCAACCUUCUGGCCAGCAGUCCUGUGUGCUGUCAGAGAACCCACAACCUUCUGGCCUGCAGCCCUGUGUGCUGUCAGAGAACCCUCAAACUUCUGGCCUGCAGCCCUGUGUGCUGUCAGAGAAGCCUCAACCUUCUGGCCAGCAGUCCUGUGUGCUGUCAGAGAACCCACAACCUUCUGGCCUGCAGCCCAGUGUGCUGUCAGAGAACCCUCAACCUUCUGGCCUGCAGCCCUGUGUGCUAUCAGAGAACCCUCAACCUUCUGGCCUGCAGCCCUGUGUGCUAUCAGAGAACCCACAACCUUCUGGCCAGCAGUCCUGUGUGCUGUCAGAGAACCCACAACCUUCUGGCCAGCAGUCCUGUGUGCUGUCAGGAUGA
Messenger RNA from Oncorhynchus nerka (sockeye salmon), 663 nucleotides. RefSeq names its product proline-rich protein HaeIII subfamily 1-like. Bases 1 to 663 code for a protein of 220 amino acids. NCBI's taxonomy places the organism in Eukaryota, Metazoa, Chordata, Actinopteri, Salmoniformes, Salmonidae. The transcript is spliced from 2 exons. The record is from RefSeq and is a predicted model, not a curated record.